Molecule: messenger RNA, 634 nt
Organism: Juglans regia (Persian walnut)
Lineage: Eukaryota; Viridiplantae; Streptophyta; Magnoliopsida; Fagales; Juglandaceae
Exons: 2
Coding region: 20-634 (204 amino acids)
Source: RefSeq, a predicted model, not a curated record
CAAGCAAGCCAACAGAGAGAUGGAGAGAAUACAAGAGCUGGAGUGGAUGAAACUGUGUAUGAGGAAGCUCGCCCUUUGGCUCACCAGGACCUUCAACCCCAUCAUGACUCAUGACGAUCUCGAGCCCCUCAUGGCCACCCUUGGUUUCGUCGCCCUCCCUCCCUCUCCUCCCCACCCCGCUUCCACUCCUUGGAAGGAAUACCACUUUACUGCCGGCGGAAGUUUCUGGACUUCUUCCGAUUCCGCUGACUCACCGCCUAAGCCCAGGCUUCCCUUCCCAAGAAUCGACGGCCUCCACGUCAACACCUACAGGGCCUUUCUCGACGCCGUUAACUUCUACGUCAACAUGCCCAACAUCUCCGAUCUUUUCCAUGUCAGGGGAAUGCCAUUGAAUACAACAGAUGAUCGCAGUAGGAAGUGGCGUCGUAUGUCAGAUGAUGAAAGUGUGUUCGUUUACAGAGAAGGAACACUGGAACAAGGGACGACGACGACACACAACUCUGAUAAGAACAGCAAGAGCAGUGACAGUAACAAGACAAAUGGUAAUUGCAACUCCGUCAUUCGAAGUAAGGGCAACGGUAACACCCCCGUCAUCUGUCUCGUCUCUUUGAAAGAUGUCAUCCAGAUACUAUGA